CGUCACGUGACCAAUGAGCCACUUACACUACUACGCCAUAAAACUCGCUAAAGUCAAGACACGAACGACUUGCCCCCAGAUUUGGAGAACUAAUAGUUGGUCAAAUGACGGGGUUUCCUUGCCAGUGCAUCAAGGGCUUCCCAUCCUCCACGCAGAAUACAAGGCGAGUUCCCACGCACGGCGUCGAGAUGCGCGGACAACUCCUCCGGGCUGAAUAUUAAAAGGCAGGUUCCGCUGACACGCAUCGUGCGCACUGACUGACUCCCUCGCCGGAUCCAAGACCCGCAUACUCGUCAUCUCCAUCUCCAUCUCCAUCUCCAUUCGCGCACGACUGACUGAGAAGGAGAGAGGCUGCUCUGGAUUCUCAGAAUGUUUUAGCGGUGCCAUGACUGACACGGUGUUGAGCAGCAGCUCGGAUCGCUGGGUGCCCAACGACGGGCAAAGAACCAUGCACGCUAGUGAUAAAGAACAGGGCGAUUGGACCGUGCAGCCGGGCCCCGGCCCCGGUUCUGCUCCGGACCUGACAGAUGAAGAAAAAGAAAUGAUAAACGGUGUGAUUGCACGAGCUGAGAAAAUGGAAGCCAUGGAGCAAGAGAGGAUUGGGCGCUUAAUAAACCGCCUGGAUGACAUGAAGAAGACCGUGUGUGGUGAUGGACUGUCUCGAUGUGUGCUGUGUGGGGAGCAGCUGGGCACACCUGGGGUCAGCUCGGUGGUGUGCGAGGACUGCAAAAAGAACAUGUGUACUAAGUGCGGUACCCAGUGCAAUAGCCGGCCCCGUGCUGUGUGGCUGUGCAAGAUCUGCAGAGAACAGCGAGAAGUGUGGAAAAGGUCUGGUGCCUGGUUCUUUAAAGGAUUUCCCAAACAAUUCCUUCCUGCGCCCAUGCCAUUAUCCAAACCGAAAGACCAACGUGCCCAGGAAGCUGCCUCCAAACCCAGGCAGGAGGCAACGGCGCCUCAACAAGCUGGAGCAGAGCUCAAGGGCCGUGCCGGCUACCCACCUGUGGCCCCGAAGCCGUCAGUUGUGCGCACGGCCACGGGGAGUGCUGGCCCUGAAGAGGCAGAGCAGGGAAGCCCGGUGGUGAUGAAGAGGACGGUGCCCGUUCAAAGCUCCAGACCGCAGCCCGUUGUGACGCCUUCUAUGGCUCCACAGGGUCAGGUAGGACGCGAUGGAGGCGCUUACACUUCUGGUGCGAUCCCUUCAGAGCAGAGAGCGCCUCCUGCUAUACGAGAGGACAGAAGGCAGCCUGCUGCUUCCAGUGCUCCUCCUGCCCGACAUCAACCUCCGCCAGCGGGGGAUGAAGAGGAGGCCAAUGACUAUGACUCUGAUGAAGCCACCACUCUGGGCUCUCUGGAAUUCAGUCUGAUGUAUGAUCAGGAAAGCAACAGCCUCCAUUGCAGCAUCCUCAAAGCAAAGGGUUUGAAACCUAUGGAUUCAAAUGGACUUGCCGAUCCUUAUGUCAAGCUUCAUCUGCUGCCAGGGGCUAGCAAGUCAACAAAGCUGCGCACAAAGACCUUGAGGAACACCCGCAACCCUGCGUGGAAUGAGAACCUCACCUACCACGGCCUGACGGAUGAUGACAUGCAGCGCAAGACCCUCAGGCUGUCUGUCUGUGACGAGGACAAAUUUGGGCACAAUGAGUUUAUCGGCGAGACCCGAGUGGCGCUGAAGAAACUGAAGAUGAAUCAGAAGAAAAACUUUAACGUGUUUCUGGAGAGAGUUGUUCCAACAAAGAGAACAGCGACAGCCGGUGGCGCUCGAGGCAUUGCGCUCUACGAAGAUGAGUCUGCCAAAGAUGGCGGAGAGGUAGAGGAACGUGGUCGCAUUCUCAUCUCCCUCAUGUACAACACCCAGCUGAACCGCCUCCUCGUCGGUGUGGUGCGCUGUGUUCAUUUGGCUGCCAUGGAUGCCAAUGGAUAUUCUGACCCUUAUGUCAAAAUAGUUCUGAAACCGGACAUGGGGAAGAAGGGCAAGUGCAAAACUCAGAUCAAGAAAAGGACUUUAAAUCCAGAGUUUAAUGAGGAAUUCAGCUUUGAUAUUAAACACAGCGAACUGGCUAAGAAGACUUUAGAUGUCUCUGUGUGGGAUUAUGAUAUUGGGAAAUCCAAUGACUACAUUGGUGGCUGUCAGCUGGGCAUCACUGCCAAAGGAGAGAGGCUAAAACACUGGUAUGAGUGUUUGAAGAACAAAGACAAGAGAAUUGAGCGCUGGCACACCUUGAUGAAUGACAAUCACACCACGAGUGAUUAACCGCCUGUUACACACACAGCAUGAGCGAAAACGUCCCCCAGCCUCUUGAUCUGCAUUUUCCUUCCUGUGCACCUUUAUAUAUUGCCUUGUUUUAUUAUGCGUUAUUUCACCACCUGACAGAGGCACUGCUCUCAAGGCUCCUCCUCUUUCCUUUUCUUUUCUUGACCUGUGCUGACUUAAUCUGCCUCUGAGCCAUCGACUAUAUAGACAAAAGUAUCCAGACACGCUUCUCAAUCAAUGAAUGAAUCGAUCAGGAGUUGGGCUAAAUCUCUUGCAUCACAUCUCCCUCAAUUGAAAUGCUCAUCUUACCAGAACUUCUAGACAAUUCUUUACUUCCAACUUUGUGCAAACUGUUUGGGAAAGGCAGUUUUCUGUUCCAGCAAAGUCCAUAAAUACAUGGUUGGAUGGGUUUUGUGCGGUAUAACUUGCACAGAACCCCAGCCUCAAUCCCGUCAAACACUUUUGGGAACAGAGAUAGCGAGCCAUCAGGCUUUCUCUCACGUCAAACAUUAGUCAUCUCUGACCUCGCAGAUGUUCUUUUGGGAGGAAUGGACAAAAGAAUCUUCUGAAAACGCACUCCAAUCUUACCCGAAAAGUGGAAACCAAUUAUAUUUUUUUUCCAUUUUCACUUAGGUGCUGUGAUCAUGCAACCAUAUACCUUUUUAUGUAUAAUGUGCAAUGGUUAACAUAAAGGCUAUUCAUUUAUUAAAAACAAACUCCAGGGUAAAAAGAAAAAAAGGAAAAUCUCAGUCCACACAUGUGGCCUUUGUUCCCCCAAAAACGCAUUUGCUGGCAGUCAAGCGCAUGCCAAAUAAACAGGUGCCGCUACAGCCCCAAACUAUAUGUCCUUAAGCCAAGCGAAAGCACGGAAAAUCGAGCAAAAAGGGGAGUCCUACACGUGGUCUGACAGUGGAGCAAAAGUCCAUUUUCAGUGACCGACUGUACAAUGUAGAUGAAAUACCGUCGAUUCGGGAAAAACGCCUGUGGUUGUGUGGACUUAGCCAGCGAUUUUGUUAAUGUACUCGAGACAAACCGUUGCACAAUUGUACAGUGUUACGUUGAGCCUGAGACAUUGUUGCUUCAUAGGCGUUGAACAAAAAAACAAACAAAAAAAAGCAAUAUGUUGUAGCACCCGAGCUCACAAUCAUUACCGAGGCUUCUAAAAGCAGAGAACUCAUGCCUAAACAUUCGCCACAAUGUCUUGCGUAUUCCUUUUGAGAUCUGGUGUGAUGAUGUCACACACCCGAGUAUAACACUUGAACUAUACGAGCAUGCCAAACCGCUGACAUGGAAGACAAUACUGAACAUAAUGUAUAUAACCAUGAAGAAAUGUUUACAUACUGAUACAUUGCUCAGGUUAGGAUAGGAUAGAAAUAUGAUCUAUAGAUGCCUCAUAAGUAUUUGGAUCUUUCACCGAUUGAUGUUAAUUUGUGAUUUUGAUUAGAGCACAUGAAGAUGAAUAUUAGGUGUAUAUGUUGUUGUUUAAUCUGCGAAAUUUAAGUUUGUGGUAAUUAACACUGACAGCUUUUCUAUGUUUUAAACUGAAUGCGCACGAGCGUUCACUCCUUAGCAAAUGAGUCGGGAAGAAAAGUGUUUUUUGUUGUUGUUGUCGUUUUGUUUUGUUUUUGUUUUGGUCAUAAGUGUGCAGCCUUACCUGCAUGCACUGUGCUUGUGACUCUCAUGUGCCUGCGGCAGUCGUGGCCCACUCUUACCGUACACAUUUGCACAAUGCAGGCUUAUUCUGCCACUCCCUCCCAAUUCAUGGCUUUGGCGCGUAAUCAAUAAUCACAGCAAACCGAGCAAAGCACACCUUACAAAGUGGAAUGACCUCAACUUAUACAGCUGUUUGCAAGUUAUUCCAAGUACAAAACCAAGAAAUUCUAUGCAUGACGUUUAUUGUGGUACAAGAUGUAUACAGUAUCUGUACAUAUAGGCAUAUACUUUGUGAGAAUAAUGACACAAUUCUAUUAAUGUUUACAUCUCUUUCCUAUUCAUAUACAAGAGGCCAUAUUCUGCAUGACUAUGGCAUAAUUUGAAUAAACUGCUAAACUAAUUUGAUGAGCAUAUAAUCACAUGGCUCUUAACAGGUAACAGUAGCAGAUUUAAGAGAGUCAUGUCGUUCAUCACUGUCUUGUUGUCUCUGCGCAACAUCUCGGCCUCCCUGUGGCAGUGUGCAAAGGACCUGCCAGUAGCAUCUUGUACAUGUUUCUAUUUUGUGCCGCUUCGGCCGUCGAGGUCAUCACGAGAUCGACACAAAUCAUGUUUGAUUGAUUGUUUACUUUAAUAAAACAGGCAGCUCUCAGAGCAUUCUGCCAAUCUUGAUCUCUGUUGUAAAUAGAGUAGUGCAUGCACUGGGAACAUGUAUGUUUGCACACUAUGUUGCAUGUAAAGAUUUUGCAGAGUUAACACAGGUCAAUAAAAUCAAAUAAAAUCAA
This is a messenger RNA of Phyllopteryx taeniolatus (common seadragon), 4683 nucleotides long. RefSeq names its product rabphilin-3A-like. The transcript is spliced from 19 exons. Gene Ontology annotation, cellular component: membrane. Bases 386 to 2248 code for a protein of 620 amino acids. Gene Ontology annotation, molecular function: small GTPase binding. NCBI's taxonomy places the organism in Eukaryota, Metazoa, Chordata, Actinopteri, Syngnathiformes, Syngnathidae. The record is from RefSeq and is a predicted model, not a curated record. Gene Ontology annotation, biological process: intracellular protein transport.